AGGAGGGAGGGAAAGGAAGGGAUGGAAGAGGAGGAGGUGUGGUUGGGUAGGAGGAGGAGGACGAGGGGGGAUGGAAGAGGAGGAGCGGCAGGAAGAGGAAAAGGAGGAACAAAGGCGGAUCAAGGCUGACUUGAGGGAACCACGCUUGCGAGCCCUGCCUGUGUGAUCAUCGCCCCCACGUCGCGCAGGGCAGGAGCUGAGCAUGGAGAGCAGGGAGGACAAAUGCCCGCAGCAGAACAUGAUGGAAGAGGCCGUUUCGAGCGGCUCCACGGCGCAGGAAGCCAACGGGGAAGAAAAGCCCCGGAGAUCCCACACGAGGAGGGGCUGCAAACGCAGAUCGCGAAGAUCUGAGGGAGAAAGAGCCAGCCCGGGCCGGGAAGGCGGCCAGAGAUCGAGCCAGAGCUCGGAGCUGGUGCUCCAUGAGCAGCUGCACAAUGGGGAGAAGCCCCACACGUGCGUGGAGUGUGGGAAGAGCUUCAGGUGGAACUCCAAGCUCAUCGAGCAUAAGAUGAUCCACACUGAAGAACGGCCCUACGAGUGUGGGGAGUGUGGGAAGAGCUUCAGCUUCAGUUCCAGCCUGAUCAAGCACCGGAAAAUCCACACCGGGGAAAGGCCCCAUGAGUGUGGGGAGUGUGGGAAGACCUUCAGGACGAGCACCCACCUGAUCAGCCACCGGAUGACCCACACUGGUGAGAGACCCUACAAGUGUGGAGAGUGUGGACAGAGCUUCAGCCGCAAGUCCAACCUGAUGCGGCACCAGGUGAUCCACACGGGGGAGAAGCCCUACCAGUGUGGGGAGUGUGGGAAGAGCUUCAGGUGGAGCUCUGACCUAGUCAAGCACCAGGUGAUCCACACUGGGGAGAGGCCCCACGAGUGUGGGGAAUGUGGGAAGAGCUUCAGCUGCAGCUCCCACCUGACCAGCCACCAGAGGACCCACACUGGGGAAAGGCCCUAUGAGUGUGGGGAAUGUAGGAAGAGAUUCAGCUGCAACUCCAGCCUGGUAAAGCACCAGAGGACCCACACUGGGGAACAGCCCUAUGACUGUGGGGAGUGUGGGAAGAGCUUCAGCCAGAGCUCUGACCUGAUCAAGCACCAGAGGAUCCACACUGGGGAACGGCCCUACAAAUGUGGGGAAUGUGGGAAGAGCUUCAGGUCGAGCUCUGACUUGAUCAAGCAUCAGAGAAUCCACACUGGGGAACGGCCCUAUGAGUGUGAGGAGUGUGGGAAGAGCUUCAGGGACCAUGACACCUUGAUCAGACACCGAAAGAUCCACACUAAGGAGAGGCCUUACAAGUGUUUUGAGUGUGGGAAUAGCUUUCGGUUCAACUCUCAUCUCGUCCUGCACAAUCUGAGUCACACAGAGGAGAAGCCCUUCUUCUGCCCUGACUGUGGGAAGGGAUUCAAGUACAACUCCCAACUCAUCGUCCACCAGCGAAUCCACACUGGAGAGAGGCCCUACAAGUGUGGGGAAUGUGGGAAGAGCUUCUCACAGAGCUCUCACUUGACCCGACACCAAUGCAGCCACCGGUAAGGGAAGCCCUGCAAGUGCCCCGAGUGCGGGAAGAGCUUCGUCCAGAGCUCGGAGCUGGUGCUCCAUGAGCAGCUCCAUGAUAGGGAGAAGCCCCACACAUGCGUGGAGUGUGGGAAGAGCUUCAGGUGGAACUGCGACCUGAUCAAGCACCAGAGGACCCACACUGGGGAACGGCCCUACGUGUGUUGGCAGUGUGGGAAAAGCUUCGGCCGGAACUGCCACCUGAUCCAGCAUCAGGUGAUCCACACGGGAGAGAAGCCCUAUGAGUGUGGGGAAUGUGGGAGGAGCUUCAUGUGGAGCUCCGACCUGAUCAAGCAUCAGAUGAUCCACACUGGGGAGAAGCCCUACCAGUGUGGGGAGUGUGGGAAGAGCUUCAGGUUGAGCACCCAUCUGAUCAGGCACCAGGUGACCCACACUGGGGAGAAGCCCUAUGAGUGUGGGGAAUGUGGGAAGCGCUUUGGACAAAGAGAGAGCCUGAUCCUGCACCAGAGGACCCACACUGGGGAGAAGCCCUACGAGUGUGGGCAGUGUGGGAAGAGCUUCACCCAGCGCUCCAGCCUGGUCCAGCACCAACUGACCCACACUGGGGAACGGCCACAUGAGUGUGGGCAGUGUGGGAAGAGGUUUCCGACCACCUCCAGUCUCGUCUUGCACCAGCGGAUUCACACAGACGAGAAGCCCUUCCUCUGCCCCGACUGCGGGAAGGGAUUCAGGCAGAACUCCAACCUCAUCCAACACCGGCGCAUCCACACUGGAGAGAGGCCCUACGAGUGUGGGGAAUGUGGGAAGAGAUUCAGACUGAACUCCCACCUGAUCAGCCACCAGGUGACCCACACUGGGGAGAGGCCCUUCCAGUGUGUUGAGUGUGGGAAGAGCUUCAGCUGGAGCUCUGACUUGAUCAAGCACCGGAGGACCCACGAUGCUGACAGGCCCUAUGACUGUGGGGAGUGCGGCAAGAGCUUCAGCCACCAUUGCAAUCUGAUCAGGCACCAGAGGAGCCACACUGGGGAGAAGCCCUACGAAUGUUCUGAGUGUGGGAAGGCCUUUACGAGCAGCUCCAAACUCCUCCGACACUACUGGGUUCACACAGAGGAGAGGCCCUUCCAAUGCCCUGAGUGUGGGAAGGGAUUCAAGCAGAACUCCCAACUCAUCACCCAUCGGCGCAUCCACACAGGGGAGAGGCCCUAUGAGUGUUUCCAGUGUGGAAAGAGGUUCUCCAGCAGCUCUAACUUGGGCAAACACCAAAGGAGGCACCGAGUGCCGCCUCCCAGUGUCCCCUCACAGUGUCCGGCCUUUCAUGCCACCAGCACCCUGCCCACACCUGUUCUGCCCCCUCCCAGUGGGGCUCAGCCUUCAGCUCUGCUGGGUGUGCCAAUUCAUCUCCCUCCUGCAACCCCAGGACAUGCUGUCUCUGUUCAGGAGCAUCACUGGAGUUUAUAGAGUGCCUGUGACCUCUGAUGUGCUUGAAUCUAUUGUCAGAGUGACGUCAGCUGGGAAAUGCUCGUAGUGGAGCAGGACUUCUUUUAAGAAGUUACUUUUCACCCUACAGCACACAGAAAAUCACCUCAGUUCUUCUGAAAUCAAAAAAUCCUAAAAAAAUUCUAAUUUUCCAUAAUCUGAAAGCGAGCAAUGACAUCCCUCUUCAAGAGCAUUACCAAGAUUAAUAUCCAAUGGAGUUGUAUUUUAAUUAUUUCUUGUCACUGUAAAUUCUUCACAGAUGAAAUGAGAAAGAGUGAGGCACAGCAGCGCAGCUGAGGGAUGGAGCUCAGCACAGUGGAGUUUCCUCUUUUAGUCACACAGGAAUGAAGCUUCAGCAUCAGCUCCUAUGGGGGCUGGAGGUGACAGUGGUCAUACUGAAGGGCUGGCUGCUGAGAAUGUUUCUUUCCUGGUCCUUCUGGUGAUAGUAAUUGUAUUUUAAUUUACUAUUAGGACUACAGGCUCCUCAUUAAAAGGCAGAGCAGUUGCAACACAACACUACACCAAUAUGUUUAUAAUAAUUGUUGUCACAGGCUGCCCACAUGCAUUACUAUGCAAGAACCUAAUGGAUUUCAUAUGAUCAAGGCAUAAAGGACAAUUGUAUUUCUUUCUGAAAGCUAUCCAGAAUUGCUGCAGAUGAGUGGGAAAUAUAUCAGGAUUUCUUCUUUGACAAGAAAGAAUGCAUAUUGUAUUUCUGAAUGUGUGAUAGAUGUGGGUGGAGAAAUCCUUCUCAAAGAGGAAGAUGGGUAAAGAAAUUCUCAGAGACUCAGAUCAGCAUUGAAAAAAGGUUUCUUUUCCUUGGAGCAGGAGACUAUUCAGUAUUUUUAGCCAAAAAUCUCUAUGGGUACAGCUGAGGUCAUCUUUUGGGAAAAAAGCUGUAUGAGAUCUUGGCAAUAUCUAUGUCUGCUUCUCUUACACCUAUUAUUGGUUUGCUGAACCACUACAAGCAGGGUUUCAAUUAGACCCCUGCAAUAUCAGACUAUUUGUUUUUCCCUCUUCAGAAUUUUUUAACCUUCAUUUCAAGUUAUGAAUGGGUAAGAUGUCAAUACUCUAAAAUUGCAAGAUGGUAAAAUUUCAGUUUGGUGUGUGAUUAGAUUCUGUGGGCUCCAAUCAUGAAAUAAUGAAGCAAAAUGUAAUGGAGCAAUAAUGUAUCUAAUGCACAGGGUUCCAUCUUACACCCCUCAAAACCAGUCAAUCAUUAAUUCCCGUCCUUUAAUUAAUUUCUUGUUUAGCAUCAUUCAUAUUAAGAAUUACUUUUCCAAAGGAAAAAAAUUAAACAUUUUCAACCCAAAUAUAUUUUAACACCCUUAACAGCCCAAUAUUAAACUGACAACCUUUAAGAAUAUGUAUGACCUUGAAGAACAAGACACCCUAGUCCAGUCAGUAAAAAUAUUCCCCACAAACCUGUGUUAAUGGACCACAUAACAGUUUCUUGAUCAGGCAGCAGAGUCCCACCUCAGCUUAUCUUGAUUAAGAAAGACAUUGCAAGCAGUUAGUUGUAAUUCCCUACAUUGUUUCAGUAACAAUUUCUGUAUGGUAGGAAUCCCAAAAGAAACUCACACUGGAUAACUAUACUAAUAGCUAUAAACCCAAAUAAUAGGUCCUCCAUUCCUCCAUUAUAUGAUACCAGAGCACUUGUAAGUGAACUUUAAAAUCCUAAAUGAAUGUUGGUUGGAAAAGACUUCUAAGGUCAUCAGGUCCAACAAGUUACUGAAAUGUCUGAAAACCAGUAUUUGCCGUCAAUUACGUGUUGUUCCUGCUAAGCUAAACAUAAAGAUGUUAAAAUCAAGUGAUGUGGUAGGUAUAAAGAUGACAAAUUAUUUCAGUUUUGAAUUUGGCAGUCCAGAUGGAGGAGUUCCGAAGUAUAAUGAGAAUAUUAUUAAAUUGUGUCUCAGUAGAAAUAAAGAGCAGCACAAUCACAAUUUUGUCUUGUUUUUAACAUGGACAGUACUAGCAGUUUUGUUAGCAGAGCCACAUGAAGUUAAUGGGGCCAUCUGAAGGAAUGAAAAACUCCAAAAUUUACAGGUCAGCGUGAACCUUUCUGAUUUAAACACUGAUAAAAGCAUAAAUGGAAUAAUUUCACAGGGAUCCAUUCUGUCCUACUACUGAGUUUUCAUCAUUUGUUUAAUCUGAGCAUCAUUCUGAGAUUUACAAUUAAGAUGUUAAAGAAAGCUGCUACAGAAAUAAAGGACACUGAGUUAUAGUUUAAAAGUAGAAACACAUAGCCAAAUAUUGAGUCAAAGAAGAUAGAUCUUCAGAAUAUAAGCUGAGUUUGCCUUCUUUCUACACUGAGCUUCUGACUUUAAGAGAAAAAAGGGCAAGUAUGCAUCUCAGAACUGCUUAUCCCUGAAAGAUAUUACAAAUGUCUGAAAAAUUAAGAAGGCAAAUUAGCUGUAUAACAUUUUUAUUUUACUGUAUUGACAUUUUAUCCACAAAUACUUUAUCAGAGUAAAAAUAGAAAAUAAUUGUUUCAUGGAAAAUUACAAAAAAAAAAAAAGGCAAAACAAAGAAAUUUGUAAUAAUUAGCAGAGUAUAAGUGUCUUUAUUUAAAGAGUAAAAAGUAUGCAAAACCCCUUCUGUUUUACAAAAAUUGGGAAUAUUCUAUGUUUUCCUUCUGGCAGUAACAGAAAAUCCUUUGACAAUAUAUUCUACAUACAUAUUUUGUUUUACUGAAGACAUCAAGUUAGUCACAGGUUCCUCCCUCAACUACAGACAGCGUGAUAAUAAUUUGAUACCACUUGAAAGGUUCUUUCUUUACUAAUUAGAACAUGGUGGAGAAGCAGAUGGAGCCACAACAAAGAACCCCAAGGACCAUUACUCCUACUGAAAGGCUGCAAAGCAACAACAGGAUGUAACCACAAACAAAGGAUGGCAGCAGAGGUUUCCCCCAUCGGACUUACCAUGGAACAGGAAGAGGCAGGGGAAUGAAGUAUUGACAGUGCUUUUCAAUUUUGCUGUGUGCUUACCCACAGUCCAGUUUGAUAUAGAAAGCUGGUAAAUACCAAGCUUCUUUUCAUUUCAUCCUGUAUUUGAACUAAAAAUGCCUCUCAAGAACUCUGCUGUCUAGAACCAGUGACUUGUACUGACUUGUGUUUAGUCACGGAAUGUUGUUACAAGCAGAGCUGCUGCCCUCAAGCAUCCACUUCACAUAAUUCUUGGUUAAGCAGACCUGCACCUCCUGCACAAGAUGCCUCCAACACCAAUCAGUGACACCAACUCCAACAGCAAGAAAAGGGGUGAUGUUGACCUUUCAUGACAGAUACAUUUACAUUUUUUGCUCAGGGCUUACAAUGUUUUUUACAAGCAAAAUGACAUCAGCAUGCUCAGCAGAUGGAGUGCUGUAAGAACUCAAGGAUGAGAACAACAGUAAAAGUUACCGAAAGAAUCCAGCGAUAAACCUUUGAUUUUAUAAUCAUGUCAAUGAUGAAAAAACACAAGUUAGAACUAUAUGCAAACCUUCUAGUCAAGCAAAAACUAUCUGCAGAUGAGCAUCCACCUACAAAAAAACCUUGCCCUCAACACAUCUUGAGGACACACACAAGUCUUUGUAUUCUCUGCCUUCUGCCUGCAAGUGUAACCAUUCCUGCUCAGCUCAAGAGCAGCAGCCCAGUGCUCUCACUGCUCAGCACAAACACACUUUGUUCAGAUUUGUGGGGUUUUGUUCAGAAUCUCACUGUUCAAGGACUUCAGAUUUAAGGUUUAAGAGUAGCUCAAUCCAUAGCAGAAUUAAAGGUCUUCCCCUGUAAUUGUUAAGUGUUACAAGAGAAGGUUUAAUUUCUAAAAAGUUGGUGAACAUCAAUGCUGACAUAGUAAUUGUGCUGUUUAUUAGCAGAAGAGCCAAAAGCAACCCCCAAAUCAUACCGUUCUCAGACAUCAAAAGAAACAGUCUAACCAGUAUGGAAACUCAAAAGCUGAAGCCUACUUUUUUUCUGCAUGUGUAAGUUUGCAAGAAGCACUGAGUAGCUCAGAAUUCAGGAUACAUCCCAACUAUUGCUGACUCAUCAUCCAGACUUCAAAUUGCACCCAGCUCUGGAGCAUGCAUUUGGCUUAAGAAGCUUCAAAAUAUCACUUGGAAGUUCAAAGAGAACUUAAUUUUAAAUAAAAAGUACCUCUUUGUAGUUAAUAUACGUUAGACUGUACAAUGAUUGGGAAAUUAAACCACAGUUCUCUGUAAAACUAUUUUCAAUUUGCUUUCUGUUCCUAGCCAGGGACUACUGACUGUGAUUCACUUAAGUCUUUGGAUACUAAAGGUUGACUACCAUGCAGGUAUAAGCACCUUGCAGAACACAGCAUUAAUAUUCCCCACCAAAACAAUCUACUCUUUGGGUGAGGGCUGUUUUUUCAAGUUUUUGAAUUACCUGAUGGGGAAUGGCAUGAGGGGAAGAAGUCCACCUUUGCUUUCUGCCAAAUGGCUAAUGUCAAGUAUGUAUUUCAAAACAGGUAUUUGCCCUCCUGUAUGUAUAUUAUGUGCAUACUACAAUGAAAUACUCAUAAUUGGCUUUUCACCUAAGCCAUAUCUAAACCUGGAUCUUCUUCAGCACUGAUCUCCAGUUAAGUCUUGUCUUAAGUGUCCUUUGCUUUUAAAUACAGAAGCUAUUUUGAGAACUUGA
Molecule: messenger RNA, 7617 nt
Organism: Zonotrichia leucophrys gambelii
Lineage: Eukaryota; Metazoa; Chordata; Aves; Passeriformes; Passerellidae
Product: zinc finger protein 271-like
Exons: 4
Source: RefSeq, a predicted model, not a curated record